Molecule: messenger RNA, 891 nt
Organism: Pleurotus ostreatus (oyster mushroom)
Lineage: Eukaryota; Fungi; Basidiomycota; Agaricomycetes; Agaricales; Pleurotaceae
Exons: 1
Coding region: 1-891 (296 amino acids)
Source: RefSeq, a predicted model, not a curated record
AUGAGCCUGCCUUCACCAUCACCACUCCAACCGUUCUGCGAGGUUUCAGCCCUUGAUGCAGGCUUCCUCGACCUCCCAGACGCAAUGUUCAUUACUACGGAAAAGCCAGACGAGAUUACGAAGGUCCCUUCUCUUGCCUUCCUAAUCACCCAUGCUUCGUCUAAGAGGCAAGUCCUCUUCGACCUUGGUAUUCGCAAAGACUUGAAUACCGGAUACCCGCCAGUCACCUCCAAUUGGAUCAGCGACUAUAACAUAGAUGUCCCCCAAGACAUCAUAGAUUCUCUCGCAAAGGGAAAUCUCUCCCCCCGUGAUAUAGAAGCAGUCUUAUUCUCCCAUAUUCACUGGGACCAUACCGGUGACCCUUCAGCUUUCACGAAAGCGACGUUUCUCUUGGGAGACGAGACUGAGACCCUGCUUCGCACGGGCUACCCUAUCGACCAAGAAUCCAUGUAUGCCCAUGAUCUACUACCACCACAUCGUACGCAGCUCCUCAAGACGGACACGUGGACCCCAGUCGGUCCGUUCCCUCGAGCGUUUGACUACUGGGGAGACGGUAGCUUGUACAUCGUUGAUGCCCCGGGGCAUCUUCCCGGACAUCUUAAUGUUCUAGCACGCACUUCAGUAGACGGCGCGUGGAUAUAUCUUGCGGCGGACAGUGCUCACUUCGUGGAGCUUUUUACUGGGGAAGCGAAAGUAAGCGUUGGCCACCCAGCGUUUGGACCACACGGGUGUGCGCACUCAGACAGGGAAUUGGCGGAACUGCACAUUUCUCGAAUUAGAGAGCUUUGGGGCCUCCCAAACGUACUAGUGCUCUUCAGUCACGAUGCACAAUGGUACAGGGAGAACCGCAAUGGUGCGGCGUUCUGGCCAGGACACAUUCCCCCUCUAUGA